Molecule: messenger RNA, 562 nt
Organism: Pseudomassariella vexata
Lineage: Eukaryota; Fungi; Ascomycota; Sordariomycetes; Amphisphaeriales; Pseudomassariaceae
Exons: 2
Coding region: 164-478 (104 amino acids)
Biological process (GO): regulation of DNA-templated transcription
Cellular component (GO): nucleus
Molecular function (GO): DNA-binding transcription factor activity, RNA polymerase II-specific; zinc ion binding
Source: RefSeq, a predicted model, not a curated record
CGUUCGCCAAGCUGACAUCGGAUCCCCCGCUUCGUCGACACAGGCGCGGAGCAUUGAUGGCCCGACGGGCUUCCACAACGUGCCUCAACAAACACGAACACGCCGAGAGUGUUCAAAACGAUCUCUGGCAUGGUCAAAAUCCCGAUCCUCCGUGGAGAUAACCAUGUCGUCACCAACUUCGUGUGCACCGUCACUAUCAUCAUCAGUAGCCAAGCGCAAAGAACCGAAGACAGCCUGUCUCCUAUGUCGUCGCAGGAAGGUAGCAUGUGAUCGCCGUCGGCCCAAAUGCGGUCUGUGCUCUCGAAAUGACUUCGACUGCACCUACACGGCCCGAGAACGACGUCCAGGGCUGAGGGCCGGGUACGUCUCACAGCUGGAGGAACGUAUAGGUAGGUCGCCUGAGUACGUCAGAGCCGGUCAUGACCACUACCAGACCACGUGUUACGCCAACAUGCGAACCAGACUCGCUCUGAGUUAACGUUACACGUUGCAGCAACUCUCGAGGGUCGCGUUUCUGACUUGGAACGCCGGCCGGACACCACUUUGGAUGGGAGGGGAUCCG